UCAGCCCACCCGGCAAAUGCCCGGUGAAGGUAGAAAGUGUGUGAGCUGAUGUGAAUUGAGCAGCAUGGAUCAGUGUGAGGACAGAGAGGAGGGAGCCCCUCCCUCUAAAAGCACUCUGUGUGGGGAACAUGAGAGCCAGACCAAAGCUCAGAGGAUCGAGGGGAGACCUGCUGGACCUGAACCUGAACCCAGCUGUGUGUCCUUAAAGAGUGACCGUUCUGCAGAUCGUCCCAUUGAUUUUAAAUCCCAGCCUUUGUCUGCUGCAGAGAGAGAGAGGAAGAGGAGUGGUGUUUGUGAGGAGGAGCAGCUGUCCUGCUGUGCUUUGUGUCAGGACGUCCUGAAGGAUCCAGUCUCUACCAGCUGUGGACACUGGUUCUGCAGACAGUGCAUCUCCUCAUACUGGGACCAGUCUGCUUCAUCAGUAGACUCCUCCAGUCCCCAGUGUGGAGAAAGAUCCAGAACCAGAGCUGGACUGCAGACAGCCAGUCAGAGCAGCUGUGUACAAACAGAUGUUGGUCUGCAGGAGGUUUUAGAUGAACAUAAGAUCAGUCUGAGGAGGAGAUGUGAACGUGUGACUGAAGGAAGUGAUGAAACAGGAAGUAGAACCCUCCUCAACACGAUCUACACUGAGCUCUACAUCACAGAGGGACAGAGUGAAGAGGUUCAUACCCAACAUGAGGUGAGGCAGCUGGAGACAGCUUCCAAGAUGGACGCCCUCCAUGGCACUCCAAUCAGGUGCCAGGACAUCUUUAAAGCCUUACCUGACCAACAGAGACCCAUCAGAGUGGUUCUGACCAACGGCGUUGCUGGUGUUGGAAAAACCUUCUCAGUGCAGAAGUUCACUCUGGACUGGGCAGAGGGCUUGGAGAACCAACAUGUCAGUGUGGUGGUUCUGCUUUCAUUCAGGGAGAAGACAGAGGUGGUGGACGACUUCCUGGGACAAACUCAUUGGAAAUCAGCUCUGGAUGAUUUCCUGAGCAGAGUCAUGAAGAAAUCCCUCCAAAGUAAAGAUUGUCACUUGGACCUGUUUGUUCGCUUCCUUCAUGGCCUCUGUCUGGAGUCCAACCAGAGACUCUUAGGAGGUCUGCUGGGUCAGACAGAGAUCAGUCCAGGAAUCAUCCAGAGAGUCAUCGACAACCUGAAGAAGAUGAACACUGAUAAAAUCUCUCCAGACAGAAGCAUCAACAUUUUCCACUGUCUGAUGGAGAUGAACAACCUCUCAGUACAUUCAGGAGAUCCAAGAGUUCCUGAAGUCAGAGAACAGAUCAGAGAAGAAACUCUCUGA
This is a messenger RNA of Pelmatolapia mariae (spotted tilapia), 1285 nucleotides long. RefSeq lists its product as uncharacterized. The coding region runs from base 65 to 1285 and encodes 406 amino acids. The record is from RefSeq and is a predicted model, not a curated record. Lineage: Eukaryota; Metazoa; Chordata; Actinopteri; Cichliformes; Cichlidae. Gene Ontology annotation, biological process: intracellular signal transduction. The transcript is spliced from 6 exons.